AUGGCUGUUGAGCUUGCGUUGGCUGAACGGGGGCUGGAGGCGCUUUUGGCCCCCGGUGCUUGGGGCGACAGGGACAAUGGCAGCGCCCUUUGUAUUCUGCAGAGGAUUAAGACACUUCAGGACAUUAUCAGCAAAGGGUUACAAAAGGAGUUUUGCUCAGUGCCGGUUAGCUUGGGUAACUGUAUCCCAUGGUUUGAGUCCUCUUUCCUUUCUUCAUCCCUGUUUGUAGUGUUCGGGUGCAUUUCUCAUGGCCGCGAUAGAUGGUCAGAUGUUUUAAUCACCUGUCUUCUUCUCUUGUUUCAGCCUCAAGGAAUAGGCUCACCCAGUGUCUACCACGCUGUUAUAGUCAUCUUCUUGGAGUUUUUUGCCUGGGGACUCUUGACGGCGCCCACUCUGGUGGUUUUGCAUGAAACCUUCCCAAAACAUACAUUUCUAAUGAAUGGUCUAAUUCAAGGAGUAAAGGGCUUAUUAUCGUUCCUCAGUGCCCCGCUCAUAGGCGCCCUGUCUGAUGUGUGGGGGCGAAAGUCCUUCUUGCUGCUAACAGUGUUUUUCACCUGUGCACCAAUACCACUAAUGAAGAUCAGCCCAUGGUGGUACUUCGCUGUUAUCUCCGUCUCCGGAGUUUUUGCAGUGACCUUUUCUGUGGUUUUUGCAUAUGUAGCAGACAUAACCCAAGAACACGAGAGAAGCAUGGCCUAUGGUUUGGUUUCAGCAACUUUUGCGGCGAGUUUAGUUACCAGCCCUGCUAUCGGUGCCUACCUUGGCCGAGUCUACGGAGACAGCUUGGUUGUGGUCCUGGCUACAGCAAUAGCCUUGUUAGACAUUUGUUUUAUUCUUGUUGCUGUACCAGAAUCCCUGCCGGAGAAGAUGAGGCCGGCAUCCUGGGGAGCACCCAUUUCCUGGGAACAGGCCGACCCUUUUGCAUCGCUGAAGAAAGUCGGCCAGGACUCCAUUGUGCUGCUAAUCUGCAUAACAGUCUUUCUUUCCUACCUCCCAGAGGCGGGUCAAUAUUCCAGCUUCUUCCUAUACCUCAGACAGAUAAUGGGAUUUUCAUCUGAAAGUGUCGCAGCUUUCAUAGCGGUCCUGGGGAUUCUCUCCAUUAUUGCCCAGACAAUAGUUUUGAGUUUACUUAUGCGAUCCAUUGGAAAUAAAAAUACCAUCCUGCUGGGCCUAGGAUUUCAAAUACUGCAGCUUGCGUGGUACGGCUUCGGAUCAGAACCAUGGUACGUGCUUUUACAUGGUCCCUUUUGGAUGCCUAACUGUGUUUCGCUUUUCCCAGGUGUUGUUCAGGGGAUGAUAACAGGAAUUCGAGGACUGUGUAAUGGCCUGGGACCAGCACUUUAUGGCUUUAUAUUCUACAUAUUUCACGUUGAACUGAAUGAACUGCCCAUGCCUGAAGCGCCGUCAGGAGGCGGCGCGGUCACGCAAUACCAUUUACAACAGAACUCUAUCAUUCCUGGCCCCCCCUUCUUGUUUGGAGCGUGCUCGGUGCUGCUGGCGCUGCUUGUUGCCUUGUUUAUCCCUGAGCACACCAACCUCAGCGUGCGAUCCAGCAACUGGAAGAAGCACUGUGGCAGCCACGGCCACCCCCACAGCCCGCAGGCUCCCGGCGAAGCCAAAGAGCCCUUACUGCAAGACACCAACGUAUGACAGAGCCAGGAAGAGCUUUCAGACUUUUUUUUUCCCCUCCAGCGGCCGUUUGGGAUACACAUUCCAAUUCCAUCAAAAAAUGUCAUUUCUUAAGGUAACCUUAAGAAGCGUCUUUCUGCAUGAAAUUUGUAGGAAUUUAAAAAAAAAAAAAGAAAGAAGGAAGUUUCUCCAAAGAUGUUGCCAUUGACUUAAUGACUUGCUUUUCAAACCAAGCUGUUACUACUUGUCUCUUGCCACGAAACACUGCUACUAUUAAUGUCACGUUCUCGUUCAGAGCCGGGGCAGAGCGGAGUCCUUCCCCUUCCUGCAGGUGGUGAGCUUUAACGCGAGCGGUGCUGCGGCUCUGGCAGCCCUGGGGACCCGGCCCUUUUCAUGCUGUACCAUCUCGGGUCAGCUGAUUCGAAGCCUUAAUGUAAAUGUACUCAGUAGGGAGGAGGUGAAUUGGUAUCCUUUAUUUUAAAAGUCAUACGGCAGGUUUUUUUUUUAAGUUUGUACUAAUAUAAAAAUCACACGAGCACGCUUGCUGAACAGUUAUUUUUAUGUAAGUGCAUUUACUCUCUAUUUUUGAAUAAGCGGUAGUAUCAAGCACUCGCUUAAGUAUUAAGUGGGUGUUUUGAGCCUACAGAUUUUAAUACUGGCUCUAAAACUCUGCUUUCCUAAGUACCGUUUAUUAUACCACUAUCUUUCUGAUGUUCGCGUAAUCAUAAAGGACCUCAAAACUUGAAUACACGACUGAACUAUGAGCUGAUAGCCUGGAGUGUGUCCGUGUGCUCUAUAGUGGCCUUGAGGACUGUCACAGCACCCCUUUUGCAUUACAGAGCUGAUGUUUUAGUCCUAAAUUUUCAGGACCCUUAGUACAGAAGAGAGCUUUAUACAAUUACUGAUGUGAAUUUCUCUAAAAGUGUAUAUUUUUGUGUCCAGUUGUAUUAUUUAAGUGUUCCUUUGUAUAAAUUUGUGUAUAAAGUAUUGUAUAGGUUUAAAACGUUUUCAUCUUGUGGUUAUUGCUUAAUGCUUUUUUACCUUUGAACAUUCACCAUGGUUGACCAAGAGCAGGAAAAAAAAGAAUAUGUAAAUAUACUGUUAAU
Egretta garzetta (little egret) is the source of this 2735-nucleotide messenger RNA. RefSeq names its product major facilitator superfamily domain containing 14A (gene SLC71A1). The record is from RefSeq and is a predicted model, not a curated record. Gene Ontology annotation, molecular function: transmembrane transporter activity. NCBI's taxonomy places the organism in Eukaryota, Metazoa, Chordata, Aves, Pelecaniformes, Ardeidae. Gene Ontology annotation, biological process: transmembrane transport. Gene Ontology annotation, cellular component: membrane. The coding region runs from base 1 to 1650 and encodes 549 amino acids. The transcript has 11 exons.